AUGAAUUCUGCCCUGCACCUUGUUCGGCGGCGGCGUGCGCGCCGAGUCGGCGGCAGCACUCUGGAAGAUGGCUUUGAGCGGCUGUUGAGCAGAGAGUCUGAUGACUUCUUCUUCCGCUCUGAGACGCAGCCAGCCUUCGUUGGGCAGCAGGAUCCGAAGCUGGCACAUCUGCAGAUUGCUGCGCUGGCGAAGAACCUGUCCAUGUUAGACAGCUUGGAGGAGGACCUCGUCAAGGCGUUGGAUGACCUGGAAACUGCUGCGCAUCAAGCGCAACUGUCGCAGCUCGGCUCGGUCUCCGCAGCUUACAAGUUCCUGCGCAGCUGCUUCAGGGGCCAAGCCCUGCAGGACGUCACGCCCCUCAUGGAACCACUGCUGAGCAGUUCUGAGCAACAUCACGCCACCUCCACACCACGCCAGCGCGCUUCGGAGCAGCGGCAGCGCUUUCUCAGCCUGCUGACCGAUGCCCAAACGUAUGCAAAGCAGCAUCCAGAUCACGAUGGCAUCGCCCUGUUUCAGCAGCGCGUGGCCAUGGCUUGGGUCAUCAUGUCUGAUGUUCAGAGACCUCAGCAGAUCCUUUCUGCCGUCAAGGAGAUACGGCGGCUCUUCCCUUUUGAAGUAGACCCAAUGGAAGACAUGCCGAUUCUUUCUGUCUAUAUGUGCUCGCUUCGAAUAAGAUGGUCAUACUUCUUUUUAUGCGCGCUCUUCACUGCCCUGGCCCUCUUUGCCGGGACGAUCACGGAGCUCUUCUUUGCAGUGUUUGCUGCUGGAGCAGACAUCAGCGUCGGUCAGCAGGUGUGGCUAAGCUUCUGGCUGCUGCCCUUCGGAGCGAUGUUCCUCGCGCUCGUCGGGGACGAGAUGGGAGACCUGGUCAUCGACGCCAUUGACCGGCCUCCGCUGCUCUGGUGCCUCUCCCUGGUCUUGGCGGCGGUCCAAAGAGACCGGCGCCUCGCUCCGGCGCGGUCCACGUGCGAGGCGGUGGACAUGCUCAUCAUCGGCCUUUCCGAGGUUGUGCCGCUGUGCUUCGGCUGCCGUUCCCUCGUGCAGCGACGAGGUUUCUGGCACGGCUACAUGCAAGGCGGGCUCAUCGCAGCUUUUGGGCUGACGCUCGUCGUCCUUUUAGCCGAUGUCACAAUCGGCAUCUACGGCUCCCGGGCACAACAAGCACUUCGGCACAUUUAUCAUGUGCUGGACAAGCACAAAAUCUGUCCGGGAACCAUUGCAGCUCGAUAUGAGCUCCUGCGAUCCCACUUCGAGCAGGUCUCCCUGCAGCAGAACCGCGAGCAAGGCUGCAAGCGCUUUGCCACUUUGCUCGUCUUUGCCUGGCAGCGUGCAAGGGGCUUUAUGCUGGAGAGUUGGUCACUUUGCGCCUUCACACAGCAGAAUGCGUUGAUGCCGGUGACGCUGGUGGCAUGGACAGCAGUGUCAGCCCUGGCCGUACAGGAUCGAUUUCAGUUCCCAGUCGCCGUCAGCGCGAUCAUGAUGGUUUUCACCGUCACUGUGCUUUCUGUGAAGAUGGCCAUGGCAUUUCCCGAUGUGGCAGGUCCCUUCUACACGGUGAUCCUCAUCUUCUUCGUCUGUGCAGCACUGGGCCUGCAGGUUGGAGGCUCCUUCGCACUUGGUCCGAAGACUGUGCAGCCGCUGAUGCGCAUGCCAGGAAUCUUCACCGGCCCCACGGACCUUCCACAUGCUUGGCGUGGGAAUCGAUCCGAGCCUCCGUAUGCGGCUUGCCGCAUUACCUGGGGAUCCCAAGAAGCUCCAGUCUCCGUGCUGGACUUGGCAUCUCUGGCAUUGAUCGCCUAUGAGGUCGAUUGCAAUGCAGUGCCCCGGUUGCUGGAGGAAAGCUUCGGCAGCGGUAUGCACGCGCCGAGGUUAGAGUCAUGCCGCGGCUACGACGAGCUGCCACGUUGGAUCUCUGUGCGCUUCCCCGCGCGCCGUCCGGGUGGAGGUGACACGCGAGUCUUUGCCAUCAAAGGCACGUCUUCCUGGAGAGAUGUUUAUGCUGAUAUCAAGCUCUUCGCGACGAUUGAGGUGCUGCAAGCUCUCUCAAAGAUCGUGCCGAUCCUGUCUCUGCUUCCGGUGCCACUGGUGCAAAGCAUCGUUGGCCACACCGGCCUGGCAGAUACUUACAUGUGGGACGGUCUCGAGCAUGCCAUCGACAAGGACCACAGGAAAAGGGAUGUCUCAGUGCUAACAGGACACUCCUUGGGCGGCUGCAUUGCCCAGAUUGUGGCGGGAAGGCGGCAACUGUCCGCCCUUGUGUUCUCUUCACCAGGCUUGUUGUAUUCGGCCCGGCGCUUCGACGUCUCGCCAGAGAGCAUUCGCCACGUGGUGGCGGUGGUUCCCGACGGCGAUGUAAUCUCCAGCGUCGACGAACAUGCAGGUGUUGUGCAACGCAUUGCCUGCCGGACACGCACAGGGCAGGCUGGCUCCACUGCCGCUUGCCAUGGGCUGCGAAAGACGGCCUGCGAGGUUUGGCGUGCCUGCGGGGACGUUCGCGGACGCGACUUCUCCGACACUUGUGUGGCCUAUGUCUUGCCGGACAUGCUCGGGCACACCCUGCCUGAAGAGCCGUGGGGUCAGUCGCCCUCCCGGGACGGUUGGGCUGACCCAGCCGGCUUGACGACUUGA
Symbiodinium sp. CCMP2592 is the source of this 2628-nucleotide messenger RNA. The record is from the annotation of a GenBank genome assembly. Lineage: Eukaryota; Dinophyceae; Suessiales; Symbiodiniaceae.